CAGACAGAGGGAGGGAUCUAGCGAUGCAGUGUGUCUGGAUUUGACUAAACCAUCGCAUAGACGAUAGAAAAACGUAUGUUUUUCAGUGUUGAACACAUUAUUUAAUUAAAUUUAAAUUAGCUGUUCUUUUGCGGGGAAAAGUAUGGCAAGUAUAGGACUGGCCGUUAACGUCGCAAACACAGAAGAGAGGGUCGUUUUUACGCAACUAAAACCGGUGAGGUUGACCGGAGGGGACGGCGUAGAGGACUCGUCUGUGUUUGAGGAAGUCAAACCUCCAGCGAGAACUCCAGCGAACCCUUUGGAGAUGACCCAGACACGGUUGGAGAUGGAGAAGUACCUGUCCCAGAACGCCCCCAUGCCUGCUCCCCCCGUCAUAGACAGGAAGUACCGACGGGAGAGCGCCUCGGUGGUGGACGAGUAUUUCUCCGAUGAGAAGCCCACGCCGUACAGCGUCAACAUCAACCUGAUCCUGCCCAACACCACACACCUGCGCACGGGCCUGUACCGGCCCAGCAAGCCCCUGCUGCAGCACAUAAAGAGCGAGCCGGGCCUGGACCUGCCAUGCUCCAUCCAGACGCUCCCCGACUUCACCUCCGUCUUCAGCGUGCCGCAGACCGUCAACAGCCUGUUCGUCAAGCCCGACGUGAGCGCCGGCGACCUCCACAUCGGCCCCCAGCAGCCCCAGGUCUACCACCUGCCCGUCAGCAGCGCUGACCUCACAAUGCCCUCGUCCAGCAGCCAAUCGGACAGCAGCAGCAGCGGCAGCAGAACCAUGCACAACCUGAGCAGCGUCGCCAUGGCGACGGGCGCGGCGGGCUUCGUCAUGCCGGAGCAGCUGUUCCCGUCGCCGCAGCCGCACAGCCUGCCGCCGUCGCCGCCAAACUCGCAGCCCGGCAGCCCGGAGAACCAGGCCGAGCUGAUCUGCACCGUCUCCCCCCCGCCCCCCUACCAGGCCCGGCACGCCCUCAAGCUCACGCACAUGCACCCCCAGGCCCUGCUCAUGGCCCACGGCCAGGGCAUCCUCACCGGCCCCCGCUACAACCGCCGCAACAACCCCGAGCUGGAGAAGAGGCGGAUCCACCACUGCGACUUCCAAGGGUGCAUGAAGGUUUACACAAAGAGCUCUCACUUGAAAGCGCACCAAAGAACACACACGGGUGAGAAGCCGUACCGCUGCACCUGGGACGGCUGUGACUGGCGCUUCGCGCGCUCGGACGAGCUGACCCGCCACUACCGCAAGCACACGGGCGCCAAGCCCUUCAAAUGCGUCGCCUGCAGCCGCUGCUUCUCCCGCUCCGACCACCUGGCGCUGCACAUGAAGCGCCACCAGAACUAGUGGCCGCGCCCCCCCCCCACCCCCCCGG
Molecule: messenger RNA, 1364 nt
Organism: Anguilla anguilla (European eel)
Lineage: Eukaryota; Metazoa; Chordata; Actinopteri; Anguilliformes; Anguillidae
Gene: klf5l
Product: Kruppel-like factor 5 like
Exons: 4
Coding region: 143-1336 (397 amino acids)
Biological process (GO): regulation of transcription by RNA polymerase II
Molecular function (GO): DNA-binding transcription factor activity, RNA polymerase II-specific; RNA polymerase II cis-regulatory region sequence-specific DNA binding
Source: RefSeq, a predicted model, not a curated record